GGGGUGUCCCAAGAGAUUGUUGCUGCAGGCGCCGGUGCUAGCGCCGGGGGCUCCCAAGCCGGGGAGCUCAAAAGGAAAAAUGCCGGGAAGGGCGUCAUGCCUCCGGAAAAUAAGAAGAAGAAGAGGGGCGAGGGGGGCAAGGAUGCCCCCUUAGUGAUUAUCGAUGAACCCCCCACCUUCCAGCCCUCGGAGUCCACCCCCCUCGAGAAUUUUGACGAGGGCGCAUGGCCCCGGGAAACAGUGCAGUUCUCCUUUAAAAAGGGGACUGCAAUCAUGCACGGCACCCUCGAUCCGAGGGAGUUUCUGAGGGGUGCCACUCCCCCGCUGGAUCGGUCUACCCUUGGCCGGUUUGACGACGAGGCUCUUGAAGUCAAAGCCCUCCAGGCCUCGGUUUCUGCCAGCCUGGCUUUCGGAGAAUACGUCCGGAGAAUGGAACAGCUUCG
Molecule: messenger RNA, 443 nt
Organism: Cuscuta epithymum
Lineage: Eukaryota; Viridiplantae; Streptophyta; Magnoliopsida; Solanales; Convolvulaceae
Source: the annotation of a GenBank genome assembly